Molecule: messenger RNA, 840 nt
Organism: Parnassius apollo (apollo)
Lineage: Eukaryota; Metazoa; Arthropoda; Insecta; Lepidoptera; Papilionidae
Source: the annotation of a GenBank genome assembly
AUGAAUCGGAAAAAAUUUGCAGAUUCAGAAAUAGAGCAACUCCUUGAAGAAUUCUUUGAUGUUCCUGAAAGUCCUGAACAUUCUGAGGAUUAUUUGGAGUCGGAUGAUGAAGGAAAAGCUCAAUACAGUACAGUCAAACUUCAGAGCAUUCUGGAGAGUCUCGACGCCGGUACAGAAAAUAUUUCUAUAUCGUUUUUGGAAAGCCAUAAUAGCCUUCAACCAUCUGUAUCGGAAUUCGACUGCCAGCCUUUGUAUUCAGUUCAAGAAAUUUGUAGUCCUGGUCCAUCUUCAAGCCGAGUAACGCAAUCCCGGCCUUCGACUGGUCCUAGUUAUACUGUCAAAUCGUCUACACUAACCUCCUCCUCUGUUCCUGAUGAUACAAGUAGUGAAUCUGAUACAGAUCAAUCCGACGACGACAAAGAAUGUUGGAAAAAAGUUCAUACGGCUAAUUGGGCUGAUAGAACAAAACCUGAAACGUUUGAUAAAACCCCAUUAGCACCAAAACGAAAAGUCGGCGACAGAACAAGGUCAUUACGAUUCUUUGAAAAGUUUUUUUCAAAUGAAGUAUAUGAGCAAAAUAUUUAUCAGACAAAUUUAUAUGCUGCCCAAGAGAAAAUUGAAAACUGGUCACCACUUAAACUUCCAGAGCUAAAGGCCUUUAUAGGCAUAAUAAUUGUGAUGGGCUAUCACAUUUUGCCAUCCAUAGACCUUUACUGGUCUUCUGAUCCUGGAUUUAGAGUAAAUGAAAUUGCCGAUAUUAUGCCUGUAAAAAGAUUUAAAAAAAUCUUAAGAUGUCUACAUCUUAACGACAAUAGAAAACAGCCAAAAAAACAGCCCUGA